AUGUUCCAGAAAAAUGUGGCAGUGUUAACUGUAGCAGUGGUUUUGUGUUACGUCCAACAGCUCCAUGGAUCCGUCGAUGAGACUGAAGCGACCAUCGCGAUGGAUGAACCGAGGAACGCAUCCAAUACCGAAAGAACGGGUAGAUCUUUGAACAAAGAAUGCAAAAGCAGCCUUAGUUCGAAAUGUCUGAAAAUUCAUGUGCUCUCCUUUUUAGAGGAUCUGAGCUCUCGCGAUGAGCUCCAUCUCCUCCCAGGUCUUAGCAUUGUGAAAGAGAAUCAGACAAAUGCAACGAGCCCUGAAGAAAUGGCUGCGGAGCUGUCGCGUCAAUAUCCUGGGAAACCAGAGGAGAAACUCAACAAAUUCAUUUUGUACCGUUUGCAAAAUUACUUGGAUGGACAUUCCUUGAAGUAUAGGUUACUGGAUGCAGAAACGUCUGAAGAAGCUUUAAAUAUGGCUAAGGGUGACAAGGAAAACACUGCCAGGAAGAGCAAAGGAGACGGAUUCGGUGGUGGUAAGGGAGGCGGCACUGGUGCUCUUCUAGCUGCUGCGCUAAUGAUGAAAGGUACCUUAGCAGCAGCAGCUCUUGGUGCCUUGGCCCUGCUCGCUGGAAAAGCCCUGAUGACAGCAUUGAUGUCUCUUCUGUUGUCUGCACUGGUUGGACUCAAAGGACAUGGUGGUCACAAAUCUACUACAUAUGAGAUCAUCACUAAGCCGGAAGUAUCCCACCACCAUUCACACAGCCACGAAGAACACCACGAACAUGAACAUGGACACCACGGCGGUUACAGGCGAGCCUAUGACACUAAUUACAAUAAUAAUUAUAAUAGCUACAUGCCUUAUGAAACAACGAACUAA
Molecule: messenger RNA, 855 nt
Organism: Vanessa tameamea
Lineage: Eukaryota; Metazoa; Arthropoda; Insecta; Lepidoptera; Nymphalidae
Exons: 2
Coding region: 1-855 (284 amino acids)
Cellular component (GO): membrane
Source: RefSeq, a predicted model, not a curated record